This is a messenger RNA of Pyrus x bretschneideri (Chinese white pear), 721 nucleotides long. RefSeq names its product CASP-like protein 1C1. Lineage: Eukaryota; Viridiplantae; Streptophyta; Magnoliopsida; Rosales; Rosaceae. The record is from RefSeq and is a predicted model, not a curated record. The coding region runs from base 46 to 567 and encodes 173 amino acids. The transcript has 3 exons.
GAAACCUGCAUGCAUCGGUCUCUUUGCGUAUUAUAGGGCAAGCUUAUGCACCCAAACUUCAGUGCAGAAUCCAUGGCAAAGAUCACUAAGAGACUCUGCACCCUGGUUCUACGGCUGAUGGCCGUCGGUGCUACCCUUUUGGCUGCAAUUGUCAUGGUUACAAGCCAUCAGAGAACCAGCAUCUUUGGAAUAUCUUUUGAAGUCAAGUAUAACCAUACUCCAGCCUUCCAGUACUUUGUGAUUGCAAAUGCAAUUGCAACUGUAUACGGGUUUCUGGUUAUUUUUCUUCCUUCUAAGAGUCAGCUAUGGAGAUUAGUCGUGGCUUUGGAUGUGGUAAUCACUAUAGUACUGAGCUCAAGCAUUUCAGCAGCUUUGGCUAUUGGUACUCUGGGGAAGAAUGGAGAUUCAUAUGCGGGUUGGCUACCCAUAUGUGGGCAAGUCCCAAAAUACUGUGACCAAGUAAAGGGGGCCCUAAUCUCAAGCUUUGUUGGCCUCAUCAUAUAUGUCCUGCUGCUUCUGUAUGCCAUCCACACUGUCCUCGAUCCUCUCCUCUUGCAAAAAACUUAACUUCUCAAUGAGUAAAAAUGGUCUUGCUGGAUGAGAUUACUUUGUUCUUUGGGUUAUUUAAUUACAGUAUGCAUCUUUAAGUUUGGGUGCAAUAGGAACACCAUACCUUAUUUAAAAUAUUCAAUAUCAUACACAAAUCAUGUUUUAUUUGCAA